UUAUUACAACAAAGAACCUCAUUUUCCUCUGCUUUUCCCACCUCAAAACAAAACCCUUUUCUCUCAUUUCUCAUUCAAUCUUUUAACCCCGCCAUCACUGUCUCAUAUCCAAUAUCUCCAUGUCCACCAUUGAUGGACUAAACAACAAAAGACUCUUUCUUUGUAUCAACACGUCCUCGUUUGCUUAGCAGAGCUUGGUUUAGUUUCACCCCAGAAGAAGAGAAGCCCGUUUUUCUGGUAACUGUCUGAAAUACUAAUGCUUUUGAGUAUGUUCAACAUCUGUUUGUGUGUUUUCUUCUGAAGAAACUUUGGAGAAAGUAAAGAAGAAAAAAAUCUGUUCUUUUUGUUGUGUUUUUUGGCUCACAUGCAUGGUUUUGGGACCUUGAUGUAAAGUUUAAGCAUUCCCCAUUACUGUUGAGACUCCUUUCACAUGCAUGUUGUCUCCUUAGAGUGGACUUUUUUCAUCACCGUCACCAUCACCAUCACCAUUACCAUUGCCAUCAAGCUCACUAGAACAAGAAGCACCGCCAUUUGUUCAAACCCCAUUUCUUAAUCUUCACCCCCCAGAGCUCAAAAAUGGAAAAAAUCACUCAUUUUUUCUUCUCAUUCUUGGUGGUGUUUUAUCUAAACAUGACCAGGAGUUUAGUCAACGGUUUGUCCCCUGAUGGAGAAGCUCUUCUCUCCCUUCUUUCUGCCGCUGACCCUUCUUCUAAAGAGUCCUCCUCUGUGUUGUCCUCAUGGAACCCAACAAGCCAAACGCCUUGUUCAUGGCAGGGAAUCACUUGUUCUCCACAGAACAGAGUCAUCUCUCUCUCUUUGCCGAAUGUUUUCCUUAAUCUUUCAUCUCUCCCACCUCAGCUAUCUUCUCUCUCUUCUCUCCAGCUUCUCAACCUCUCAUCCACUAAUGUCUCCGGUACUAUUCCACCUGCCUUUGGUCAACUCACUCAUCUUCGGCUCCUUGACCUCUCAUCCAACUCUCUCUCCGGUUCCAUUCCUCCAGAGCUUGGAGCACUCUCUUCUCUCCAAUUCCUUUUCUUGAACUCUAACAGGUUGUCUGGUAAAAUACCUCAACAGCUUGCUAACCUUACUUCUCUCCAAAUUCUAUGCAUCCAAGAUAAUGUUAUAAAUGGUUCCAUACCAUCACAACUGGGUUCUUUGGUUUCUCUUCAACAGUUUCGGAUUGGUGGCAAUCCUUAUCUAACAGGAGAGAUUCCACCACAGUUAGGACUCCUUACUAACCUCACUACAUUUGGUGCUGCUGCCACUGGACUUUCUGGUGUGAUACCGCCUACAUUUGGGAACUUGAUCAAUCUCCAAACUUUGGCUCUUUAUGAUACCGAGAUAUUUGGUUCAGUGCCACCUGAACUUGGGCUGUGUUCUGAGCUUAGGAAUCUGUAUCUGCACAUGAACAAGCUCACUGGUUCAAUCCCUCCUCAACUGGGUAAGUUGCAAAAGCUGACUAGCUUGCUUCUUUGGGGCAAUGCCUUAUCCGGAGGAAUCCCAGCUGAGCUUUCCAACUGUUCCUCACUUGUUAUUCUGGAUAUCUCUGCUAAUGAUCUUUCUGGAGAAAUUCCUGGUGAAUUGGGGAAGCUACUCGUUCUGGAACAGCUUCAUCUUUCAGACAAUUCUCUCACUGGAAGAAUUCCAUGGCAGCUGAGCAACUGUUCUAGCCUCACUACUCUUCAACUUGAUAAGAAUCAAUUAUCAGGUACGAUUCCAUCGCAGGUUGGUGAGCUAAAAUUACUGCAAAGUUUCUUCAUGUGGGGUAAUUCAAUAUCUGGAACUAUACCACCCUCCUUUGGAAACUGCACUGAACUCUAUGCACUCGAUCUUUCAAGGAACAAGCUUACUGGGUCAAUCCCAGAAGAGAUUUUCAGCUUGAAGAAGCUGAGCAAGCUUCUACUUCUGGGAAAUUCUUUAACAGGAGGUUUACCUAAAAGUGUUGCAAAUUGUCAAUCUCUAGUCAGAUUAAGGCUUGGAGAAAACCAGCUUGCUGGCCAAAUUCCUAAGGAGAUCGGUCAAUUGCAGAAUCUUGUUUUCCUUGAUUUGUACAUGAAUCAUUUCUCUGGAGGCCUUCCUUCUGAGCUUGCCAACAUCACUGUUCUUGAACUAUUAGACGUGCACAAUAACUACAUAAGUGAAGAAAUUCCAUCCGAGCUUGGUGAGCUUGUCAAUUUGGAGCAGCUUGAUCUCAGCAAAAACAGCUUCACUGGUAACAUUCCUGGGAGCUUUGGGAACUUCAGCUACUUGAACAAGCUGAUUCUGAACAACAAUUUACUCACAGGUUCAAUACCGAAAUCCAUUCGCAACUUGCAGAAACUGACUCUCCUUGAUUUGAGCUACAAUAGCCUCUCUGGUCCAAUUCCACCUGAACUCGGUUAUGUGACAAGCUUGACAAUCAGUUUGGACUUGAGUUCAAAUGGGUUUACAGGAGAGAUCCCUGAGAAAAUAGCCAGUCUGACUCAGUUACAAUCCCUUGAUCUUUCCCAUAAUAUGCUUAAUGGGAAAAUUGAGGUACUGGGUUCUCUAACUAGUUUGACUUCUCUUAAUAUCUCCUACAACAAUUUUUCAGGUCCUAUCCCAGUUACACCAUUCUUCAGAACUAUAUCUGCCAAUUCAUAUCUUCAAAACUCUCGCCUUUGUGAGUCUACUGAUGGGAUUACCUGCUCUUCAAGUAUGAUGCGUAGAACUGGAUUGAAAUCUGCCAAAACUAUCGCUAUAAUUUCAGUGAUUUUGGCUUCGGUAACCAUAGCAGUUCUGGCUUCAUGGGUUCUGGUUACCAGGAACAGGUAUAUGGUAGAGAAAUCUUCAGGACCCUAUGCAUCUUCAUCAGGAGCUGAAGAUUUCUCUUAUCCAUGGACUUUCAUCCCAUUUCAAAAGCUCAACUUCACCAUUGAUAGCAUCCUGGAUUGCCUGAAGGAAGAAAACAUAAUUGGAAAAGGUUGUUCUGGAGUAGUCUACAGAGCGGAUAUGCCUAGUGGUGAGUUAAUUGCAGUUAAGAAGCUGUGGAAGACAAAGCAAGAGGAAGAACCAAUAGAUUCUUUCGCAGCUGAAAUUCAAAUUCUUGGACACAUUCGACACCGCAACAUUGUGAAGCUUGUAGGCUAUUGUUCGAAUAGAAGCGUCAAGCUUCUUCUCUACAACUACAUCUCAAAUGGUAACCUGCAACAGCUACUGCAAGAGAACAGGAAUCUGGAUUGGGAAACUAGGUACAAGAUUGCUGUUGGAUCGGCUCAAGGUCUAUCCUAUCUUCACCAUGAUUGUGUCCCUGCAAUUCUUCACAGAGAUGUUAAGUGCAAUAACAUACUACUGGAUUCAAAGUUUGAAGCAUAUUUGGCAGAUUUUGGUCUUGCAAAACUGAUGAAUUCACCUACAUACCACCAUGCCAUGUCCAGAGUAGCUGGCUCUUAUGGCUACAUUGCUCCAGAGUAUGGAUAUACAAUGAACAUAACAGAGAAGAGUGAUGUCUACAGCUAUGGAGUGGUGUUGUUAGAGAUACUAAGUGGGAGAAGUGCUGUUGAGUCUCAGUUAGGAGACGGGCUCCACAUCGUUGAAUGGGUGAAAAAGAAAAUGGGAAGCUUUGAACCAGCUGUGUCAAUUCUAGAAACAAAGCUCCAAGGUCUGCCAGAUCAAAUGGUGCAAGAGAUGCUUCAGACACUAGGAAUUGCUAUGUUUUGUGUCAACUCUUCUCCAACAGAAAGACCAACUAUGAAGGAAGUGGUGGCAUUGUUAAUGGAAGUUAAGAGCCCACCUGAAGAAUGGGGAAAGACUUCCCAACCACUAAUAAAGCAGUCCUCAAAUCAAAGUUGAUUUCUUUUUUUUUUCUUUUCUUUCCCAAGGCAUCAGUGAUUGAGUUACUGUCCCAAUAUAAAACAAAAUACUGUCAAUUCUGGGAUAUGGGUAUUGAUAUUUGUGGAGUUUAGCUGAUGGUCUUUGGUUAUUGUACAGUUUUGAAGUAUUAGUGCAGUUGAUUUUCCUCUCUUUUUUACCA
Humulus lupulus (European hop) is the source of this 3991-nucleotide messenger RNA. RefSeq names its product LRR receptor-like serine/threonine-protein kinase RGI5. Gene Ontology annotation, molecular function: protein kinase activity; receptor serine/threonine kinase binding; ATP binding. The transcript is spliced from 2 exons. Gene Ontology annotation, biological process: protein phosphorylation. The coding region runs from base 577 to 3810 and encodes 1077 amino acids. Lineage: Eukaryota; Viridiplantae; Streptophyta; Magnoliopsida; Rosales; Cannabaceae. The record is from RefSeq and is a predicted model, not a curated record.